AUGUCCAUCCUAUCCUCCCAAAAUAAGAUUGUGGCCGUAUCUGUUGCUCCUUCAAAAGCUGGAGACUCAGGACUUGGUAUCUGUUAUUGUUUCUUCCCUCACGGGCCAGAGGCUUUGAACAUUGGUGAUCUGUGGGUGAAGGGCAGAAACUGCAUUCUGACCAAUGAAGAAGACCUGUCCUUCCUGGGCUUGGUACCAGAUAUCAUCCUCUUGCCAUCUAAGAGGUGUCUGGCCAUUAUCCUAGCAUCAUUAUCUGAUGGCGUUGGACAGUUUGCUUAUUGUUUUUGUACGUAUUCGUCACGUCUAUCUGUCUCUAAGCGCGCAUACAGUCGUGAGUUUCUGCUCGAUGUCGGCAGAACCACAUUUUUAGAGUUAAACUCUGCGCACGCCGAAGAGCUGCGGGACCUCGGUCUGCUCCGGAGGCCCACACCAUCACCGACCCCCACUACUGCAUCUCCCCCACAGCGGAGGCGCCACAAGCGGCGCGAGAGGAAGCAGAAGAGGGGUAAGCGCGGAGGUAUCCGGGCUAGGCUAGCGGCUAACCCACACAAGCCAGCUAUCCCCACCAUCGUACUGGCUAACGUACGCUCUUUGGACAAUAAACUGGACUACAUCCGACUACUACGCUCAACUCAGAGGACUGUAAGAGACUGUUGUGUUUUUGUGUUCACGGAAACAUGGCUCAACAACAGCGUUCCGGACUGCGCUAUUCAUCUCGAUCAGCUGACAUGCUAUCGAGCGGACAGAGCUCGCGUCGAGGGAGCCACUUGUCCCAUUUUUGAGCAAAGGCUCCAGGAAUUUAUUCAUCCCAACCUGAGAGAUCUGAGGAUUGCUCUUCUGGGAAAGAAUGUGUCAGAAAACAACAGAGUGGCAAACUUAAUCUUGGGGACAAAUGUGUUUGAGACACUUCCAGUGGAGAGGAAGUUUCAGCAGCACAGCCAGAGAGUCGGAGGAAGACUGAAGAACAGACGCGUGAUGGUCAUCAAGAGUCCUCAGCUUCUCCAGCCUCACCUGUCACUCCAUCAGAUCACACAGGCAGUGAGAGAGUAUGUGAAUCUGUCUGCUCCAGGACCUCAUGCAUUCAUACUCGUACUGCAGCAUAAGGACUUCACUGAGGAGGAUGGACACAGAGUGAAAAGUGUGCUGAAAGAAUUCAGUGAAGAGGCGAUUAAACGCACUAUAAUGAUCACUACUGAUGAAGAAAUAUACAGAUCAAUGUUUAGUUCUACGCUCAAGAAUAAAGCAAUCAAUCAGUUAAUAAAGGAGUGUGGAGGAGGACAUCUGCAAUUUGAUGAAAGAAAACCAGAAUGGCUCUCAGAGAUAUUCAGUAGAGUUGAUACGAUGCUCAAGGGAAACCAGGAAGAGUAUCUCACAUGUGAGAUGUAUGAAGAUGCUAUAGGCACAUCAGUGGAUGAAGAGCAGAUCAGAUCUGAUGAUUCAGUCAGAUCAGAGGAAGAAAGCAAGAAGAGUUCUCACCACAAAGAUGAUGGAAAACCCAAAGAGAGACAGAAAUGGGAAAGUGAUGAAGUGUCAGCAGAUAUCUUUGGAAAACAGAAACUGAACCUGGUGCUGUGUGGAAGUGAUGGAUCACUAAUGGUCUCUGUGUCCCAAAUUUUACAAGGAAAACAUAUCAGUCCUUCAUACCAGAAAGCAAGUAAUGAAGUGUGUGUGAUGGAGGAGGAGCUUCAUGGUCGUCUGAUCAAUCUGAUCAGUCUUCCAGCUCUCAAUCAGCUCUCAGAGGAGGAAGUGAUGUGUAAGACUCUCCACUGUGUGUCUCUCUGUGAUCCUGGAGUUCAUGCUUUCAUCAUCAUUAUUCCUGUUGGUCCACUGACUGAUGAAGACAAAGCAGAAACAGAGAAGAUCCAGAAGAUAUUUGACUCCAGAGAGCACUUCAUGCUGCUCUUCACAACAGAGCUCACUGUUGAAGGACUUGCAGCAGAGUUUGUCAAAUCCAGCCUAGAAUCUCAGAGGUUAAUCAGUCUCUGUGGAGGUCAGUACAGAGUGAUGGGGUUAAAGGAACCUGAAUACUCCAGACAGAUCCCAGAACUGCUGGAUUAUAUAGAGAACAUGAAGACUGAAUCGUAUUCACCUCAGAUGUAUGUGAAAGCUCAAGAGAACAGAGUCAGACAUGAACUGGAAGGACAACACAAGAAAGAACUGAGUGAAAAAGAGAGCAGAAUCAAAGAGUUAGAGCAGAAGAUUCAGUCAGAGAGUGCUGAAUGUGAAGAUGAUCUGCAGUGUUUGAGGAUUGUGCUGAUCGGGAGGACAGGAAAUGGAAAGAGUGCAACAGGAAACACUAUUAUGGGAAGAAAUGAGUUUGUGAGUAAAGCAAGAUCAGAUUCAGUGACGACUGACUGUAAGAAGGGAGUUGGUGAAGUUGAUGGUCGAUCAGUAGCUGUUGUUGAUACUCCAGGACUCUUUGACACGACACUGUCAAAUGAUCAAUAGAAACUGAUCAGAGACUGUGGAAACAGAUUCCUGGCUUUCAAUAACAGAGAAAAACAAGACCGAACUCAAGUGAUUCAACUGUUAAACAUGAUAGAAGAGGUGAAAAACAGUAACGAGGGUCGAUACUUCACUAACAGCAUGUUUGAGGAGGCAGAGAUGUCCAUUAAGAAGAGAAUGGAGGAAAUACUGAAAGAGAGAGAGAGAGAAAUUCAGACUCAAAAUGAGAAACUGAGAGUCAAAUAUGAGACAGAAAUGGAAGAGCUCAAGAAAAGACUGGAAGAAGAGAAAAUAAAAGCAGAUGAGGAAAGAAAACAAAGAGAGAAUGAGUUCAGACAAAAAGAGGAAAAAAUGAUGAAAGGAUUCGAAGAAAAACACAAAACAGAACAACAGAAACGAGAGAUUGAAAACCAGAAACGAUCAGAAGAGGAAAAACAGCAAAAAGCUGAAUAUGAUGGAAAAAUAGAAGAGAUGAAGAGAGAGAUUGAAAACCAGAUAUCACAGUAUGAAAAACAGCAAAAAGAAAGCGAAGAAGAAGAUAGAAAGAGGGAAGAGAGAUACAGACAAGAUCAAGAAAAGAUGAAACAUGAACAAGAACACAUUAUAGCAGAAUUACAGAUGAAAGAAGAAGAAGAGAUAAAAAAGAGAGAAUCUGAGCAGAAACAGAGGAAUGAAGAAGAGGCGGAGGAGAGAGAGAGAUGGGAGAGAAAAAUAAAAGAAGCUGAAAAUGACAGAAAAGAGACUCAAGAGGAAAUUAAACGACAGCAGAGAGAAUGGGAGGAUGAAAAGAAACGACAGAUGAGAGAACGAGAGGAAGAGCAAAGAAAGAGAAAAGAUAAACAUGAGGAGGAACUGAGAGAAAAACAAGAAGAACUG
Messenger RNA from Sinocyclocheilus rhinocerous, 3321 nucleotides. RefSeq names its product WD repeat-containing protein 87-like. The transcript has 7 exons. Gene Ontology annotation, molecular function: GTP binding. Lineage: Eukaryota; Metazoa; Chordata; Actinopteri; Cypriniformes; Cyprinidae. The record is from RefSeq and is a predicted model, not a curated record. The annotation marks the transcript as partial.